CGUUCUCGGCGGGGCCCUGGGGGUGCGGCCUUGCCCCGCAGUUGCGGCUGCCGCGUCCCCGGCUUCCCCCGGCGCGAUGGAGGAGGACGAGGAGGAGGCGCGGGCCCUGCUGGAAGGCCGCCCGGAUGGGGCUGGCAGAGCGGCCCCCGGCGUCUCCGGGGCGCUGCCGGCAAUCUGCGACCCCGGUCGCCUGGCGCACCGGCUCCUGGUGCUGUUGCUGAUGUGCUUCCUCGGCUUUGGCAGCUAUUUUUGCUAUGAUAAUCCUGCUGCCCUUCAGACUCAGGUUAAGCGGGAUAUGCAGGUGAAUACCACGAAAUUCAUGCUGCUGUAUGCCUGGUAUUCUUGGCCCAAUGUAGUUUUAUGUUUUUUCGGUGGCUUUUUGAUAGAUCGAGUAUUUGGAAUACGAUGGGGCACCAUUAUUUUUAGCUGCUUUGUUUGCAUUGGACAGGUGAUUUUUGCUCUGGGUGGAAUAUUUAAUGCUUUUUGGCUGAUGGAAUUUGGAAGAUUUGUGUUUGGGAUUGGUGGGGAGUCCUUAGCAGUUGCUCAGAAUACAUAUGCUGUGAGUUGGUUUAAAGGCAAAGAAUUAAACUUGGUGUUUGGACUUCAACUUAGUAUGGCUAGAAUUGGAAGUACAGUAAACAUGAAUCUCAUGGGAUGGCUGUAUUCUAAAGUUGAAGCUUCGUUGGGUUCUGCUGGUCACAAAACCCUUGGGGUCACACUUAUGAUUGGGGGUAUAACAUGUAUUCUUUCACUAAUCUGUGCCUUGGUUCUUGCUUACUUGGAUCAGAGAGCAGAAAAGAUCCUUCACAAAGCACAAGGAAAAACAGGUGAAGUUAUUAAGUUAACUGAUGUAAAGGACUUCUCUUUUCCCCUGUGGCUAAUAUUUAUCAUCUGUGUCUGCUAUUAUGUGGCAGUGUUCCCUUUUAUUGGACUUGGGAAAGUUUUCUUUACAGAGAAAUUUGGAUUUUCCUCCCAGGCAGCAAGUGCUAUAAACAGUAUUGUAUAUGUUAUAUCAGCUCCCAUGUCCCCGAUAUUUGGGCUCCUGGUGGAUAAAACAGGAAAGAACAUCAUCUGGGUUCUGUGUGCAGUGGUGACCACUCUUGCUGCCCACAUCAUGCUGGCCUUCACACUGUGGAACCCUUGGAUUGCUAUGGUUCUCCUGGGACUCUCCUAUUCAUUGCUUGCCUGUGCGUUGUGGCCCAUGGUGGCGUUUGUAGUUCCUGAACAUCAGCUAGGAACUGCAUAUGGCUUCAUGCAGUCCAUUCAGAAUCUUGGGUUGGCAAUCAUUUCCAUCAUUGCUGGCAUGAUACUGGAUACUCGGGGAUAUUUGUUCUUAGAAGUUUUCUUCAUUGCCUGUGUUUCUUUGUCACUUUUAUCUGUGGUCUUACUCUAUGUGGUGAAUCGUGCCAGAGGGGGGAACCUAAAUCAUUCUGCAAGACAAAGGGAAGAAAUAAAACUUUCUCAUGCUGAAUGAGAAGCUUUAAAUGACUGUGUCAUGAGAAUGGGCUGCACACAUCAUUGGUUCGAAAACCUCAUUUUUUUUAAUCUAGAGUUUAUGUAGGGAGAAUAAUGGUUUGGAAACUUAGUAUAUUUAUGUAUCAAAAACACCUACUUCAAAGUAUAUUUGUGAGGGCUGUUUCAGACUCUGUCUUAUGUACUGUGUAUUGCUCAAGAAUUCUGUGGAAUCGGCUAACAGUGAAGUGUAGAAAGUUUCUCAGGAAUACGCAAGUGAACUUCAUUAAGGAGAGUAAAUAAUGGAAAACUUGGAUCUUGUAUUAAGAUAAUUUUCAGAAGAUGUUUCUUAAGGAUAUGGCUUUUUUUUUUUUUUAAUCUUCAAGCAAAACAAAAAGCUUUUGAGGGGGUAAAAGGGAUAUUUUAUACAGAAUAAACAAUGGCAUUUUAGUAGACAUUCCCUGUUUUUAUAGGGAAUAGUUAAGAGAUUUUUUUAUGCAAUCUCCUCAUUUUCACAAAUAGCAGAUUGUAUUCUGCUAUCUUUAGUUAUGAGAGGCUGCCAAGCAGUGACCCUUUUGAGCUUCUUUAUCUCUCCAUUACUAAGGACCCUGAUCACUUAGGGAUUAAUUUUAUAGUACAAACUUUCUGUAAAAUGUUUUCUUAUAAUAAUUAAUUUCUAAAAAGUAGUAUCCCUUAAAUUAUGAUAGUUGCAUACCUACAUGGAUAAAAACACUGCAAAAGAAGUACUCGAUGUCUUCUAAAACCUUUGAUUAAAAAAAUAUUAAAACAUUGAUUUUAACUUAUUUAUUUGGAAGAUUAUUUCUAUAAGAAAAUCUAAGUUAGAAUAAAGAAAAUUUGCCCAAUUGCAGUCUUUGAAAGUCAGUGAAGUACCCUUUUCUCCAGAGUAGGACCUAAAGUAACAUUUAUGUUUUUCAGAUUAAAUAAAAUGUGAUUAUAAAUUUUUUUUGACAGACUUAAAAACUUUUAAACUUGAGUUAGUCUUAGCCUAUUAUAAAUUAAAGUCGAAGAAUUUUUCAUGUGUUUUACUCUCCAGGAGUAUGCAGAUAUUUUAGAAAACUAUUAAACUGUCAUAUUUAGCUAAUUGUAGUGUUUAAAAUACAGGACAUAACAUUGUAUGCUAGAAAGUUCUGGAACAGAUUGAAAGUACAUUCCUUAUUCAGGUUACUAAGUUUACUUACAUCCCUUUUUCUGAUUUACAGUUUAUUGUGUCCUUACUCAGUUGUUAGUUCUUUAGGCUUUGACUGCCAUGUGACAGAAUGUUCUAGCCCAGAUUAUUGAGUGUUGGCUUUAUCACUUGGUGAGAGUGGAGGAAGCCAGCUGUUACUGCUGCUGGAGGGCUUGCGUGUUCCAUGCCUUACUUUUUUCACCACCUCCGUGCCUCAGCCAUAGUGAGCUGCUUAAUUAUAUUUUUCAAAUGGGUCAUGUUCCUUUCCCUUUUGGCUGCUCCCUUUGCCUAGGAUAUUUUAUCCAGGAUCCUCGGUAACCUGGUUUCACCUGAUUUACAACAGAAAACCUUAGCCCCAGCUCAGAAGCAUUCUUCCUGUGGGAACUCUUCCAGACCUUCAGGCUAUAUCAAGUUCUUCUAAAAUUUUUGUGGUCUCUGAAAAGCCCUGUUUUUUCUUUCUUGGCUUACCUCAACUUAAAAUGAAGAAUUUGUGAUAGUGUGAGUGUCUGUCUCCCUUCAGAUUGUAAGCUCUAAGAGGGCAGGGACUGUGUCUGUUACGUUAAUUAUGAUUGUGUUGAUAGUGCCUAUCACAGAGUAGGUACAAAAUAAACAUUUUUUGAAUGGUGCAUAAAUUAAAAGAGUAAAAUGGAGUAAUCUUUUUGGAGGGCAAAUUGGUAAUAUGAAUAAAAAGACCUGAAAAGGGGA
Molecule: messenger RNA, 3343 nt
Organism: Canis lupus familiaris (dog)
Lineage: Eukaryota; Metazoa; Chordata; Mammalia; Carnivora; Canidae
Gene: MFSD1
Product: major facilitator superfamily domain containing 1
Exons: 16
Coding region: 77-1474 (465 amino acids)
Biological process (GO): transmembrane transport
Cellular component (GO): lysosome
Molecular function (GO): transmembrane transporter activity
Source: RefSeq, a predicted model, not a curated record